CGUCUCGAGAUCUAGGAGGCGCUGCACAGUUGCUUCUGCUCGCCAAGUCCUUCUUCUCGGUCAAAGGCAAAUCUUUCCGCACCGAACGCCAAUCUUCUACGUAGUUCUUUUCCAGUACAGAUACUUUCGGAAUCAGUAUGAGGAUCGUCCGUGCCCUAUUUAGCGCUGCCAAGGCGGCAAAGCCCGCCGAGCCAUCCUCAUGGGAUAGGUUCCUAUACAAGGCAAAUGGUUUCAACAAGUUAGGUCUUGUAUCAGAUGAUUUACUGAGUGAGCUCGAUGAUGCAGUGGUAGAGGCUUUGAAGCGACUUCCGGAAGAGACUAUCAACCAGAGAAUCUUCCGUCAAAACCGAGCUGCAUUGCUUUCCUUGAACAAAACCAUCCUGCCUGAGGAUCAGUGGACGAAAAUAGAGGAUGAUAAGCCAUACUUGAUGCCACAUGUUCUUGAAGUUUGGAAGGAGGCUGAAGAAAAAAAGACCUGGGAGGACAAGAACCCUAUUCAGGCCCUCUAAAUCUAAUUUCAUCCUAGAAAACUUUGAAUAUUAAAUUGUCUCCACAUUUUGUGGCCAGCUAUAUGAAUGAAUGUAAAUAUUACUGUACAUGAUAGUGGUUUUAUUCAGCCUGUAAAACCGUUAAAUAAAAAAGUGCACCAAGCUCA
This is a messenger RNA of Frankliniella occidentalis (western flower thrips), 655 nucleotides long. RefSeq names its product cytochrome b-c1 complex subunit 7. Lineage: Eukaryota; Metazoa; Arthropoda; Insecta; Thysanoptera; Thripidae. The record is from RefSeq and is a predicted model, not a curated record. The transcript is spliced from 4 exons. The coding region runs from base 138 to 509 and encodes 123 amino acids. Gene Ontology annotation, biological process: mitochondrial electron transport, ubiquinol to cytochrome c.